Messenger RNA from Cucurbita moschata (crookneck pumpkin), 1122 nucleotides. Its product is annotated as glyoxylate/succinic semialdehyde reductase 2, chloroplastic-like. The transcript has 12 exons. The record is from RefSeq and is a predicted model, not a curated record. Gene Ontology annotation, cellular component: chloroplast. Lineage: Eukaryota; Viridiplantae; Streptophyta; Magnoliopsida; Cucurbitales; Cucurbitaceae. The coding region runs from base 1 to 1071 and encodes 356 amino acids. Gene Ontology annotation, molecular function: glyoxylate reductase (NADPH) activity; NAD binding; NADP binding.
AUGACAUUCUUCGUUAGAGGCACUUACCCUCACAAUCUAUCUUCAACUGCCAUGGCAAUGUCCUCAAGCUUUUGCCCUCGCCUUCCAGUCCAAUUCGGAACAAAACCCAUUUUCCAUAUCCCCACGAAACCUUCAUUCUCUCUGUCUUUCAAGGCUCUCUCUGUUCAAGCAUCCUAUGGAUCGUCUGGUAAAGAAGAGCUGCGUGUUGGCUUCCUUGGUCUUGGUAUCAUGGGGGCACCAAUGGCACAGAAUCUUAUAAAAUCUGGCUGUGAUGUGACUGUUUGGAAUAGGACCAAGAGCAAAUGUGAGCCUCUCAUUAAUUUGGGUGCAAAAUACCAGUCUUCUCCGCAGGAAGUGGCAGCGUCUUGCGAUGUCACAUUUGCAAUGCUUGCUGAUCCUAACAGUGCACUGGAUGUUGCUUUCGGGGAAAAUGGAGCUGCAAAUGGAAUGGCUCCAGGAAAAGGGUAUGUGGAUGUUUCAACGGUUGAUGAUACUACUUCCAAGUUGAUCAGUGCACGUAUAAAAGAUACCGGAGCUUCGUUUUUGGAGGCUCCUGUUUCGGGUUCCAAAAAGCCAGCAGAAGAUGGACAGCUGAUAUUUCUUACUGCAGGUGACAAAUCUCUCUAUGAAACUGUUGCUCCAUUUUUGGACAUCAUGGGGAAGUCGAGAUUUUAUCUUGGCGAUGUCGGAAAUGGAGCUGCCAUGAAACUAGUUGUCAACAUGAUCAUGGGAAGCAUGAUGGCAGCUUUUUCCGAAGGACUGCUUCUUAGCGAAAAAGUAGGACUCGACCCAAAUGUUGUCGUUGAGGUAGUUUCUCAGGGUGCCAUUAAUGCACCAAUGUACAAAAUGAAAGGACCAUCAAUGAUCAAAUCCCAGUACCCCACUGCCUUUCCCUUGAAACAUCAGCAGAAGGAUCUAAGGCUUGCUCUGAGUUUGGCAGAAUCAGUAUCUCAAUCCACUCCCAUUGCAGCUGCAGCAAAUGAAUUGUACAAGGUAGCCAAAUCUCAUGGACUUAGCGAUCAGGAUUUUUCAGCUGUCAUUGAAGCUUUAAAAGCAAAGUUGCAGCAGUGAUUACAAUAACUAUCACUUCAACUUCUUUUCUCUUCAAUUGUAUUUGUAAAA